CAUCCUGGUCAAGUAGCAUGGAAUCUCCGGCAGCUGUGCAGCAAGCACACCAUCCACACACAACAUCUGUGCCAGCACCGGUAUCUUCGCCACAUUUCGAGCCCUACUACAUUCCUCCAACAGUGCAUGCAAUGCAUGGGGCAUCCGAUUAUCAGUUGCGCAAAGUGAGCAGCGAGCCAAAUUUGAAGAUGCGCAUCCGUGCGAAACUUCUCAACAAAGGCUCCAGCCCGCUCCAGUCCCAGAACAGUGCUUUUACUUCUGCCCAGCGAUUACCACAAAGCGAAACAGCGAUGGAUACGGAUUGUGGUGGCGGCAGCAGCAGCGCCACAUCGAAUGUUGUCGAUUCACCGACCAGAUUGCUAGCCUCAGCGCCGCACCUGAUGGUUCCAUCACCGUCCCUGCCGAACCUCGCCUCAUCGGCCCAGCUACAGAUGGAUAUGUCGGCACUGCUUGCGCAUGCGCUCUACUCGCCGUUCGUCUCGAUGCCAACACUGAGCCGAAGUGGCCUGAUCCAGCAACAGCAGCACCAACAGCAGCCAUCAUUUUUGAUGGUCGAUUCGGCGGGGCUUGAUCUAAGUAAUGCUUUAAGUGAAGGUGUAGCACGACAAUCGACGAAACUAGACAGCCGAACAUUGAGCUCUCCAUUGCCGCUUGGUGGUUAUCCAUCGUUGCUGAAGCAACAGUUGCAUGAUUUGAUGUUACGACGAAAAUCGCUGGUGCAGGAGGAGCCGGAAGAUGAAGCGACGCUUGAAGCACAGCUUUUCUCACGACUACAGAGUGGUCCAGGAUUGUCGAUCGCGCUGAGAACACAGCUUAAAACAGAACUGCGGCAGAGAUAUCAUCUAGAAUCAUGGUUGUGGUGGAGACACAAAUCAGAGUACAUUGAUUUGAUGAAAUUCUCCUUUGAAGCCCCGAUACAGCCAUGCUUGGUGUAUGAUUCAGCAAUGGCCAAGCAUCACUGUGUUUGUGGUAAUAACAAGAAUCACGUGGAACACGGUGAACGUGUACAACUGGUCUGGUCACGAUUGCAAGAGCGUGGCUUACUGGAGAAAUGUGAACGUGUACUGGCUCGAAAGGCGCCUCUGGAAAUGCUAAGAACCGUUCAUGCUGCAACAUAUGUCACCUUUUUUGCUGUAUCACCGACAGCUUGCCUCGAGGUAAACCUCUCUUUCCACGUAGUUUAG
Messenger RNA from Gongylonema pulchrum, 1184 nucleotides. The record is from the annotation of a GenBank genome assembly. NCBI's taxonomy places the organism in Eukaryota, Metazoa, Nematoda, Chromadorea, Rhabditida, Gongylonematidae.